Molecule: messenger RNA, 1488 nt
Organism: Microdochium trichocladiopsis
Lineage: Eukaryota; Fungi; Ascomycota; Sordariomycetes; Xylariales; Microdochiaceae
Exons: 3
Coding region: 227-1078 (283 amino acids)
Molecular function (GO): protein binding
Source: RefSeq, a predicted model, not a curated record
AGCCAACCCAGCCACUCAGCAUGUCGCCGCGGGUUGGCGACUGUGAUUGGGGAACCACGGUUUGCACUUUGCGCGUGGCCGUCCACCUACACAUUUGAAUCAUUGAUAUCCAUUGGCGCAUCGCAAUCGUCCAUUGCAGCCCGCACGCACUUCGAGCAGCGUCAUUCCUUUGUCCUCCUUCCCUUCAUACCACUCUCGUUAGACUUUAGCACGUGCAGCCCACACAAUGGCUGAUGACUCGAGCCUCGAGCACGACGUCGCCCUGGUGGACCAGGCCGCUAACCCCGGCGCCGAUGUUGACAUGACCGAGGACGCCGACGCCGGCGAGGGUGAGGUCGGCGAUGCCAGCGAGCUUCCUUUUGCUGAGGGUGAGGAGGCCGACAACACGCCCCGCGUCACCUUCAUGAGCUAUCUCUCCAGCCCCGUCGUCACCCUCAUUGUCGGCCAGGGCGACACGGCCGCCGUCCUGACCGCGCAUCAGUCGCUCCUCGUCCAAAGUCCGUGGUUCGCGCAGGCCUGCGAGCAGUUUACCGAGGAUGGCAGUCCCCGUCAGAUUGUCCUGGACUCUGACGAUGUAGACGCCGUGGGCAGCUUCCUCGAGUAUCUAUACACGGGCGAUUACUUCCCGCGCAAGGUCGCAGGCACUCGCUCGCUCGAGCAGGACCCGUCGCUGCCGGCAGUCGAUGAGUCCGGCGAGCAGCUGCUGCGUCACGCGCGCAUCUACACGCUGGCCGAGAAGUUUGGCAUCGAGAAGCUCAAGAGCCUCGCCACCAGCAAGAUCCACUGCGUCAACUCGACGGCCAAGGGCGAGAUCACGUACGCCCGCUACGUCUACAAGUACACCACCAAGGACGACUCGACCGUCCGCGCCCCGAUCGCCAACUUUUGGGCCACCCGCAGCCACACGCUGCGGUCAGAGGCCGAGGACGAGUUUCGUUCGCUGUGCUUGGAGUUCCCCGAGUUCGGUUACGAUGUGCUUACACGUGUUCUGGAUGAGAAACUCAAGCGCGAAAAGAAUGAGAAAAUGCACCCUGCAUCGAGUAGUGCUCGCAAGCGGGCGCGUCAUAGUGGUGUUUGAGCCUGAGACUGGCUAGCUGUGUGGUUUUUCGCAGGUGCUGCUUGUAAGAUGGCGUACGAUGGAGUGCAUUGGACAGACAAAGGUCGGGUGCUCUGGAACAGUGAGCAUUAUCUACUUCGAAGGCACACAGGAUGGAGGCCGUAAAUGCGAGAUGACGCAUCGCGGCCUCCUUUGGUGUAAUACAAGAAAGCGCUGUCGGCAAGGAAUUCCGGGUCUCGGGACACCGGUGGGAUUUUGUUUGGCCAGGGACAUGAAGAGAGAAUUAGCUCCACAUAGCUGGAUAAUGCAUUUAACCUCAAAUCAAGCGCGGUCGGAAUUAAUUGCGACCCAUUUUAGCUUGCGAGGAGCUGCUCUUGUACACAUUGGACCACACAACGGGAUGACUUUCUCUGAAGCACUUGGGAGAUCGC